GUUGGCGACGGGCGUGCUUUACCUUUCAACAGAUAUCAGUCAAGGAGUGUCCGCCAUGGACGUAUCCUUCGAGCUUCAAGACGAGCUACAGGCACUUCAGGACAUCCCAAACUACGACAUCCCAAAUGAACGGGAUCCCAACAGCAACGAUCCCGGCCCCUUAUUGCAACAGGCUGUCGGAGCGAUUGCUCAUUCAUCCGAAGAAAUAACUGAUCCGGAGAUAUUUGAUAUAUUCCGAAGUCUUCUCAAGCAUUCCGAUGCAGUCGCUGGUGCUUAUAUGAGCAAAAUGCUCGAUGCUCUACUCUCUGCAUUCGGAGCUCAAAUUGAUGCUGCAAUACGCGACUCCAAGGAAGAAGACCAACAGAUUGUUAUGGCUCAUAAGAUGCCUUUGGAAAUGUAUGCCUUCUUAGUUAAUUGGUUUGUAGGUGCCGCUGAGAAGGUGAAGGCAAUGGGUGAAGAGGACGCUCCACCAGCACCUGUGAAGGCGCGUCGUGGGAGGGGCGCAAAGUCUGGUACCUCGAGGGCGGCUGCGAAGAAGGCGGAACAAUGGACAUGGAUCGAUCAGAUCCCUGGCACUCUGGAACUCAUUUGCAAGGCGUUGAAACUGAAGACGCACCGCAUCUGGGUGACUAGCCCGGAGAGAGAUGCGUUCAUAACAUGCCUUACCCGCCCCGCGUACCAUGUUGCCGAGUCUGAACAAUAUAUGAAGACUCAAAACGUCCGCAUGCAUGUCUACAAAGUCAUUUGCCUUGCUGUAAAGCAUCACGGUCACACGCUCGCUGCGCAAAUCAACAUCAUGCAAUCCUUGCAGUACUAUGAACACCUCUCUGAACCCAUGGCAGAGUGCCUUUCUAUCCUGGCAAAGGAAUUUGAUCACGCCCAACUUGGCGACGAGAUACUUCGCGAAAUCGCUGGAAAAUCGUUCAGUGCGCAGGACACCAAGGGUCCAAGAGCGUUCUCCCGAUUCCUGGUUAGGUUCAGCGAGGAGUCGCCGCGAUCCGUUCUUAAGCAAAUCAGUCUCUUGAUUGACCAUCUCGACUCAGAGUCUUAUCCUAUGCGCAUGGCAAUUGUUGAAGUUAUCGGCUCACUCAUUCGUGAACUCGCUACCUUGAUGGGCUGUUUGAACUCCUUCCUUUCGCGAACGCUUGAUCUAUCCUCUUACGUACGCUCUAAGGUCUUCGCAACACUCUCAAAGAUGCUUGAUCUGCCUUUACGUCUUCCAGAGCAGCGGCUCCGGAUCACGCGCGCUGCCGUUGACACGUUGGAGGAUAAGGCGAGCACAGUACGCAAGGCCGCUGUUUCGAUACUUGUGAAGCUAAUUCUGACCCAUCCAUAUGGAGAUAUGUAUGGGGGUGACUUGAGCUUGGAAAAGUGGGAGGAACGGUAUAAGACUUGGAAGGACAAGUUGGAGGAGAUGGAAGGUGGCAUCGGGAAAGCGGUUGAGAGGGACCAAAAUGACAAAGAAGAGGUAGAGUCUAAUGUCGAAGAGGAAGAUGCUGAUGAGGACGAAGACACGGAAAUGGAGGACACAGAUGUAAACGACGACGGCGACGCAUCAUCAAACAAACCGAAGCCUAAAAAGAAAAAGGCAAGCCGGAAAUCUACCGUCGAUGUCACAGCCAUCGUCUCGGAACAAGAAGCACUUGCUGCCCUGGAGACUAAUGAAAUUCUUGCCAUGGGUUUGCGCAAGAAGUACUGCACGGAGGCACUGGAUUUCAUCCGUACCCUAGAAGGCGGGAUGGUGUGGCUCACGCAGCUUUUGGGGAGCACGAACAAGGCAGAAGUAUUGGAGAGCAUGGAGUUUUUCAGGGUCGCAUUUGAGUACCAGCUUGCCAGUGCCGAGAAGGGCAUCAAACGUAUGCUACAUCUUAUAUGGCACAAGGAUAACAGCUCAACGUCGGAGGACGGGAAGGAGCUGAAGGGGGUGCGGUCGAGGCUCCUCGAAUGCUACCGUAUGCUGUACUUUGACCCCCUACCCGACAUGGAACCUAAGCAGCAAGUGAACCGUAUUGCCAAAAAUAUGAUCGAAUUGACAUACGAAGCAACGCUUGCAGAGCUUACCAGUUUAGAAGAGAUGAUGCGUAUCAUGAUGGAAGAUGGCCGGAUCCACCAUGAUGUGAUCAAUAAGUUAUGGCAAGUUUACAGCGCUCCUCAAGCUUUGCCCCGCUCUCAACGUCGUGGUGCAAUCAUCAUACUCGGAAUGUUGGCACUUUCGAAACGCACCAUUAUUUCUGAGAAGGUGGACACAUUGCUGAAGAUUGGUCUUGGACCAUUCGGCAAGGCCGAUCUCACACUUGCAAGGUACACGUGUCUUGCCCUGCAACGCUUGAACGGCAGUGCAAAGAAGGUCAAAGGAUCUCUUCUCGAUAAAUCCCUUCGGAUGGAGAUGGAAAACCCCAUCUUCCGUAAGUUGCAAAACACCAUAGAGCACCCCUGUCGAUCGAAAGACUGGUUCGGCAUGGCCGAACAAGCAAUCAACACUAUCUACGCCCUAGGAGAGCACCCCGACGAGCUUUGUAAUAACCUUGUGAAGAAUCUUACCCGGAGGGCAUUUGCCAAGCAGCAAAAUCCGGAAGAGCCUUCAUCCGAGCCGGACAUAGAGACGAUGGAGGUGGAUCAAGAGAUGGAACCCCCGGAGCCAGUGUCGCAAGCGCCCUCUAGUACAUAUUUGUCGACCCAGCAGUCGAGCAUGAGCGAGAAAGAUCUUGGAGAUGUCUUUCAUCUCAGUCAGCUGCUUUUUGUCGUAGGGCAUGUGGCCAUCAAGCACAUCGUCUUUUUGGAGCUGGUGGAAAGGGAAUGGAAACGGCAAAAGGAUGAGAAACAGUUAGCGGAAAAGCUUGCAGCUGGGGGCUUACCCAAUGGUACCAAUAAGGAGACCGAAGAGCUUGAUCAAGUUGCUGGCAAUGCAGAGGAUGAGAUUGGUGAACGGAUAGCUGCCGUUCGCGAAACUGAGCUGCUCUAUGGAGAGCAGUCGUUGCUGAAGUUGUACGGCCCGUUGCUAGUCCAUGUGUGCGGUAGUCCACAUAAAUUCAAGAAUCGCACACUUCGUGCUGCUGCAACUCUCUCGUUUAGCAAGUUCCUGUGUGUCAGCUCACAAUUUUGCGAUCAGCACCACCAUCUCCUCUUCAAGAUCCUUGAGACCUCAAGAGACCCAAAUAUUCGUAGUAACAUUGUCAUUGCUCUCGGCGAUGUGGCAGUCUCGUUCAGCAACAUUAUCGACGAGAACAGCAAUGAAUUAUAUAAAGGCCUUUCUGAUGGUGAUCUUGUCGUAAAGAAGAACACGCUGAUGGUGCUCACGCACUUGAUCCUCAACGGGAUGAUCAAAGUGAAAGGUCAGCUAGGCGAGAUGGCCAAGUGUCUAGAGGAUGAGGAGCUACGGAUAUCCGACCUUGCGAAGCUGUUUUUCAAGGAGCUGUCGACGAAGGACAACGCGAUCUACAACAACCUACCUGAUGUCAUCAGUCACUUAUCCACAGGUGACCACGCCGUUGAGGAGGAAACUUUUAAAAGCACCAUGCGCUACAUCUUUUCUUUCAUUGAGAAGGCCACCGAAAAUAUUGUGGAGAAGCUUUGCCAGCGUUUUAGACUCUCUGAGGAUCCCCGUCAAUGGCGCGACAUCGCAUUCUGCUUGUCUCUCCUUCCAUUCAAGUCAGAGCGAUCGGUCAAAAAACUCAUCGAAGGCAUGCAAUUCUACCGCGAUAAGCUGCACGAGGAGGGCGUGUUCGACAGGUUUAGUGAGAUACUUACAAAGGCGCGCUCCAAUAAAUCGGCGAACAAGCCAGACACGGAGCUCAAUGAAUUUGAAUCGAUACUUGACGAACAUCGACGCCAAGGCGCAGAGGACCAAGCCUUUGAAAAGCGCGUUGAAGGCAAGAAAGCAGCUGCGAAACGGAAAGCUACACGACGAUCCGUGCGCAAGAAAGUUGUUGAAGCCGAGCCUGAGCCAACAUCGCACGCCCCGGCCACACGGGAUGAUGACGAUAUGUAUGUGUAAACCGGACUUUACACAUUCGGGGUCUCUUGAAUGUAACUAUGCAGCCAACACGUAAACUAGUAUUUCCGCAGGUGUACCAACAUUAUAAUUUGGUUAAAAAUGAGUAUUUGAAUGCCUUGCAA
Molecule: messenger RNA, 4116 nt
Organism: Suillus discolor
Lineage: Eukaryota; Fungi; Basidiomycota; Agaricomycetes; Boletales; Suillaceae
Product: non-SMC mitotic condensation complex subunit 1-domain-containing protein
Exons: 16
Coding region: 56-3994 (1312 amino acids)
Biological process (GO): mitotic cell cycle; meiotic chromosome condensation; mitotic chromosome condensation
Cellular component (GO): nucleus; condensed chromosome, centromeric region
Molecular function (GO): histone binding
Source: RefSeq, a predicted model, not a curated record